This is a messenger RNA of Sungouiella intermedia, 525 nucleotides long. Lineage: Eukaryota; Fungi; Ascomycota; Pichiomycetes; Serinales; Metschnikowiaceae. The record is from the annotation of a GenBank genome assembly.
AUGAAGCUUAGUUUUCUUAUUAAUAGUGUUGUUUGCCUUGGAAGUCACCUUGGUUACGGAAGCAGAUUGCAAAGUUUCUUGGAUGGUGAAUUAGUCAAAACAGGGAAUAGUGGUAGCAUAAACAUCGACCGAUACUCGUUUCCUGCCGCCUUUGAAUGGAUGAAUUUACCGCAUAUCAAUUAUUAUACCGACGAUAACUUUGACAAUUUGGCAAACGCAGUAGAGUUGUUAGAGUAUGCCAAGGAGAACCAUGUCUUUGGUGACUACUUGUACUUGUGGAACUUUAUUAAUUGCAAGGGAGAUGAACUGGAAGCUACUUUGGAUUCGAUGUCAUUAUUAGGCCAGACAUUGUCAGAGCUCUCGCCUGAAGUCCUAGUUUCAUUGAUUUUUUCAACUUCCAAUUCUAAGCUAAGAACGUUUUACAUAGAGAUUCAGACUGGAACAGAUAAAGAGGUGAAUGAGGUGAAUGAAUCAGAAGGCAGAAUAAGUUAUCAGUUUCUAGAUCAGGCCGCCGAACCCUUCUAA